AUGCUAGAGAAUUUUCUCAGACCCAAAUUGAAUAUGCUCCACGAUACGGAAAAUGUUUGGUUUCAACAGGAUGGGGCAACAGCCCACACUUCUCGACGUGUGAUGGGAAUUUUGAGGGAGAUGUUUCCUGGUCAUUUAAUCUCAUUGCGUGGUGACAUCGGUUGGCCUGCCCGAUCACCUGAUUUAAAUACUUGCGAUUUUUUCCUCUGGGGAUACCUCAAGUCAAAGGUAUAUAUUAAUCGCCUUCGAUCUAUUGAACAACUUAAAGAUGCCAUUCGUCAAGAAAUUGCUGCCAUUCCUCAUGAAAUGAUCCGCCGAGUUAUGGACAACUUUCAUGAACGCCUUCGACAGUGUGUGGACAAUGACGGCUCCCAUUUGACUGAUUUAAUUUUUAAAACCAAAUGA
Messenger RNA from Octopus bimaculoides (California two-spot octopus), 405 nucleotides. RefSeq lists its product as uncharacterized. The record is from RefSeq and is a predicted model, not a curated record. Lineage: Eukaryota; Metazoa; Mollusca; Cephalopoda; Octopoda; Octopodidae.